AUGUGGAAAACAGCAGAAAAUAACCAAUUUUUUCAAAAACUAAUGUAUUUAAAAAAGCAGUUCGAAGCCAACCCCGAAUCCACCUACAACGUAGAAAUCGGCCAUCAGGUCGACCUAAAAUGUGUCGCUCCCGCUGGCAUGCCGCCUCCCAGAGUUUACUGGCUCAGAGGCGGCCAAAUAUUGCAAUCGGACACUGACGUACUAGUGACCAGCGAGGGGCAUUUAUUAAUAGGGCAAGCUAGGCCUCAAGACACUGGCAACUAUACCUGCGUAGCAGAGAAUAUUGCUGCCAAGAGGAUGGCCCCUACGUCCCAGAUUGUUGUAUACGAAAUAAAAGAUACAAACCCGAAAUGCAAAACGACUUCUGGAAAAAGUUCUGGAAAAAACAGAAGAAAAAAUGGACUGAAAACUGCAGCUUGA
Diabrotica balteata is the source of this 420-nucleotide messenger RNA. Lineage: Eukaryota; Metazoa; Arthropoda; Insecta; Coleoptera; Chrysomelidae. The record is from the annotation of a GenBank genome assembly.